Molecule: messenger RNA, 4695 nt
Organism: Linum trigynum
Lineage: Eukaryota; Viridiplantae; Streptophyta; Magnoliopsida; Malpighiales; Linaceae
Source: the annotation of a GenBank genome assembly
UUUAGGGCCGGGUUGCACUUAUCCUAAGCUAUCCGAAAGGAAUUCCUGCAGAAAGGGAAUGAAAUAUCUAGAGAAUGUUCUUCAUCUCCUCCAUGAACCCAUAACCCCAAAUCAAAAGAUCGAGUAAUCCUUUUAGAACUGCUAACCUUGCAUUGAUGAAUCCAACCUUGACAACUCAUUGUACUCGUUAAUUAAACCCAUGCAGGGUACUAAAUAGAGUUCCACAAGUAACAAUCUCAUCCUAAUCCAUUUUCUUUUUGCUCCAUAUAUCCAAUCUUUCCUUUAAUUUACUAACCUCUUUGAAAAGACUCUAUUUGCUGCUUUUGGCAAUGUGUAUCGGAUCUUUUUACAUAUUAUUCGCAUGCAGCCAUUAGUUCUACAGGUUUUAAGAAAGAACAGAUCUAGCUAGCUAGGACUGUUGUCCAGAUCUUCUCUUCCUGUUGUGAUUUCUAUAAUAUUAUUUACUGUUCCUUUUUUUUUUGUUCUCUUUUCAAACCCAGAAAAAGGAGAUCGAGAACCUUAUCUCAUGUAACAGUUAUGGAUUUGUUUAUCCGUUACAUUCUUAAAUGAUGGCUCGAUAUGUAUAUGUAACCGGUUGGUGUGCUCUGGUCGUCAUCCGAAUUAAAAGAGGCAUAUAAUUAAUUAAGGUUAAGUGUCAUGAUUAGGAUAUUGUCAUAUCCUUCCAGCGUGCUUUGCUAAUGAUUAGAAGAUCAACAUAUUAAUGUUAUCUUAUAUCCUUCGACUGUUCAUCGUGAUAAGCAACCUCUUUUUGAACAUAAGAGGGCCCCAAUUAAGUAUAUCAUCAUAUGGGUUAUGUACACAGUAUCUAGGACAGCCACCUCUAAUAUUCUAGUUCUGGUGGAUGGUUCUAGUUAAUUCCAAUCAAUCAAGAUGGACAUCAGGCAUAAUGAUUAUAGUCCAUAGAGUUGGUCUAAUGGUGUGUAUGUAGGAUGAAGACCAACAAACCUUGUGUUUGAAUCUUAGGUCAAUUCAUCAAGAACUCGAUAUUGGACUAAUAAGAAAUUAAGUAAAGUAGUGUGACGACUCAAAUUACAAGAUUCUUGCCAAUGAUGAUUUAGUCUAGUAGUACUAUUGUUAGUUUUCAACUUAAGAAUUAAUUUCUUCAUCAUGAAGGGUAAGGUUAUGGAUUCUGUUAGAAAAUUGAGUCCGGUUCGAAAAUUGGGUCUCCUCGAUCAAUGAAUUUCCAUAGUCAACAACUAUGAAUAGAGCACUCUUACGAAUCCUAGUACGUUGAGGUUCAUGUGUUAAGACUCCUCAAUAGGAAUUUGUCAAGAACCAGUUGGUCACAACAAUUUGAAUUGUUUGGGAGAGGUUUCAUGCAUGUAUGAAUCUUAACCACUUCCUUUCCUUAUACACCCUUUAAAACAAAAAUGAAUUCAUGGGUUUGAAGUAUACACAUAACAGUUAUACCAUGUGUUUUUAAAUGUAGUGUUAAUAUUGGGGGCACGAGGACCUGAACACGUCACCUCAAUGACAAACCAACUCUGAUAUCGUGUCAUAAACCACUUGAUCCCAAUAACUUGAGUUGAUGGAUGAGAUUCAAUUAUGGAUCUUAUAUCAUUUACUAACACAUCAUCACGUCAAACAAAAGUUGGGUUUGACGUUUGCAUCCGAAUACCAUGUGCUUAACACAUGGAGGUCAAUGGAAUUCGGACAAAAGUCAUAUCAGUCACAUAAAAGAUUCUUAUAUCAUGUCAAGAACUAGUCGGUUUCCAAUAAUUGAAGUUGUUGGAAGAGUUCUAUAUGUUAACUAUGGAUUGUUUCCCAGAUCAAUAAGGUGGGCACACUAAUUAAUUGAUGACAAGUUGGUGGCUUGGUGGUUCGUGACAAGCAAGCCGCAUUGUGUAUAGGAAGGAACACAGGACAACAGAACAGAGAACUAAUUGAGUGUGACAAGCUAAGGAGUAUGCUAAUGCUGGUUCGAUUUGGAGGGCCAGAGGGGGAUGGGCGGGCAUUAUUUUCUGUGUAACUUGCUAGUUGGGUACGUAGUCCCUAAAUUCGAUUCCCAACUCCUCCAGAAAUAAAAAUCUAGAGAGUUGGGGCGUAUAUAGAUUUGGGUGGUAACGCAUGCAAUGCAUAAUCUGGGUAUCUUUAUGUUUGACAUAUCUAAAGGAAUAAACCAACAGAAAAAAAAAAGAGAUCAGAUCCCAGCCAUGCCAGCUGAUGAAGAUAGAUGUACUACAGAGUCAACUGUUCAUCAUCAGAAUUAAUUAAGUGUUCUUUUGUGUGCAAUCAGAACCAGAGAAUUGAUUGCUGGAUAGAAAAAGAGGCCCGAUCGACCAACGGGCAUAUACCCAACGAAAUCAUGGCGCCAAGUUGCUGAGAUACCCAGCCCAGUCGCAGUCCCCCCCAACAAUAAUUUGCAGAAAAGGAAAACCCUAGCUAGCUGGGUAGCAAUGCAACCUUCCUUCCUAAUGGGUACUUAUUAUUAUUUUGUAUUGAGAAAAACGUUCAUCGAUCUAGUUACGUUACGGUUUUGGUUGGCCAGCUAGCCAGGGCUCUAACUAAACUAGGAAGAGUCUGAGUCUGAUUCUUCCAUUCCAAAUGAGACGAGACGACAUGGAAGUAGGGAGGCAGACCUUAUCCGAUUGAUCCUGUUCCAUCCCAUGCAGAAAGAAAGGGUAGAGAGAGCCAAGAAAACGUGAAGGAAAGAAACAAAAGGCUAAAAAAGCUGACAAAAAAUGGAGGGAGGGAGGGUCAAAAGAAUAGGAUGGAUGGGUAUGGGCAGGCGGGAAAGGUAAAGGACGCGUGGCGGGAAGGGGAUGGAUGGAGGCCAAACUCUCCACUUGGUGGCAGCUCACAGCACCCAUCUGUCAAUUCUGACUGCGUAAACAUCACAUGGCCCUUCCCUUCCCUUCCCUUCCCCCACACUGCCACACACAAACACAAACAGAACAGACCACAUGAAAAAACUUGAUCAGUUCUCGUAAUUGUUGUUGUUAAGAGAGAAUGGAUUUACAAUCUAACUGUGCUUCUUUCUUCUUUGAUGGGAAUGGGAAUUGAGCAUGUGUUUUGGGAUGCUCUGUUUUUGGUUUAAGUUGCAGCCUGCAGGGGAAUCUAAGCCCGCCUUCCCAACUUUAUAUUUUUCAAACUGAAUCAACUAAAGCCAAGUCCGUUGAAAAGAAUACGGGGAGAGAGAAAAAAAAAGGAAAAGAAAAAGAAAAGGCAGGCAAAUUAAGGAAGAAAGGGCCUCUCGUUGGAAAGAGAAGGUGCCCUGUUUUUUUUAUUUUGCCGUUUCCUUUUCUUGCCUUUUUGGGGGUUAUAAAUAGCAGCCAAUUUGAUCAGUUUUACUCAUCCUCAACACCACACCCACAAAAACAUUCACAAGCUACCCCCAGAAAUUUCACGUGCUCUGCUAUCUCUCCAUCCAUAGCUACCAACCAACCCCUCUCUCUCUCUCUCUCUCUCUCUGCCUCUGUCAAAAAAAAAAAAAGCUUAGCAGCAGUAGCCAUCUUCUUCUUCUUGUGUUGGUUAUUAGCGGUUGUUUGUUAGCCAAAUCCUUAUCCUGUUGGUGUCGGUCGGUCAGAGUGGUCGUUGGUGAGGUUACUGUUAUAUAACUGUCCAUCAAACCACACUGAGAUAAGGGGGAAACCAAAAAAGAAAGAUACCUCCUUAUUACGUUCUUCUUGUUGCUAUAAACAAACCCAUAAAUUAAAAGCGCUAGCAUGGAAAGCAAGAAGCAAGUUGGCGGUGGCUCCUCUUCUUCUUCAUCUUCCUCUUCAUUGGAUCAUCUGUUCGGUCCCAAGGAUUCUUCUUCUUCUUCAUCAUCAUCUUCCUCCAGCUACUUCGGCUCCAUCUUCCCCCCUCCUUCCACGAUUAUGGGAAGGGACGGUCCUGCUGGUAGUAGAUACGCCGGAACCACUUCUCCUCCAGCUGAGAAUUACAACGCCCGUUAUGGAGGUGGGAAGGACCAAAACGGCGGUGGAAGUGGGACGGUGGAGCCGUCGUGCUACUUCAGCUCGUCGAUCUACUACGGCGGCCAGGAGAAUUACUCCUCUUCUUCCUCCACGCCUCCCCACGGCAGUUCCUCCGUCGACUCCGCCCGCCAUAACACUACUACUUACAAGAAAGACGGUGGAGGAGAUGACGACCCAAAUGGCAAUAACUCUGCUUCCAGAGGCAACUGGUGGCAAGGUUCCCUUUAUUACUAAUCGCUUGUGCUACUACCCCAUAACUCGGCACCUAUGAUCUUAAUCAAGGUACCAAUCAAGUCUACCGGAAUAAACGAACGAAGAUGAAGUGGUUGAUUUGAUAAUCGUAACUAUAUGUAUGGAGUCCGCUAGUGAAGAGUCAAUAUUAGAGACUAGAGAAGAGAAAGACAGAGACAAGUAGUGGAUCGAUCGGCUGUAUGCAUGAACGGAGAUCAACCAUCAUCAUCAUCAUCGUAGAUCGAUUCCUGUUGUAGUUUGUUGGGUUGUUUUUCUGUCCCACCAAAUUAGUUGUAGUAGUGUGUCUACUGUGUGUGUUCUUUUUUAGAAAGUUCUGUUGUGAAAUCUAAUGUACUAUAUCGAUCAAACAGUGACGAGGUUUGCCUUUACCGGUUUUAACUAACUUCACUUUAUGCUCGUCUCUUGUAAUUCCUGGCUCACUUUAUUGCAAUAGUAUCGCACUAUUGCACUACUGGUGCAUCAAUGUGCGUUCGAACGUUCUAGUUAAUUAAACGUUUACUUUCGC